AUAUGUAUGUGUUAAAGAAUUGUUAAAAAUGAUGAUUAUGGGAAUCUAUAGAAUUUCUUCUGAGGAAGAAAUCAAGAUUUUUAAACAAGGUUGAAUAUAAAAUUUGAAAUAGAAGGGUAAAAUGUGAAAGAUUAUUUGAUUUUUUUGAUAAAAUUGCAAUGCUUGUCAAUCAACAACUGAUUGAUUAAAAAAAAUGUGAUUUAAAAUAUUUAUAAAUCGAUAUUGUUUAUUAUUUAACAUUAGCAAUAUCGAUCUCGAUCCUUUGAAGGUUAAAUUUUCUGACGAAGGAACGGUGGAAAAAAAUUCCUUUUUACAAAUUAUUAAUAAGGGAAAAAUAUUUGUUUUGUAAUAUUUUGAACGAUGAAGCCGAAUUAAAGUACUCUCCGCACGAUAAUAUCGAAGUUCACCGUUUGUCACCUAUUUUCAGAGCGGGGUCAGCCACACUGCCAUCGUCUUUCGAUUGACAAGCGUUUCCAAAUUCACGAUUUGUUCUAGCCAUCAUCAUCGCCGUAGAAUUUUGUUUUCCGUUUUCCUUAUCAUGUUGGAACCAUUGAUCGUGCUUACAGUGUUGAACUGUUUCUUCAUGUUCAGCUCAACUGUGACGACUUGCGCGUUGUGGUAAUCGAAGUAUAUAAACAGUAUUCCCAUCUUACUUCUUUUUAAUGUGUUCGCCAGGUGGCAAUAUCGUACUCAUCGUUGCUGUUUCAAGAAAGAUUCCAUGCAACAGAGUAUGAAGUACAAUUUAUCCAAAUCGAGGAACUCGUCGAAGAAACCCGUCGAAAUUCGAAACAAGCAGGAUAAUAACCCCUCGAGUUCUAUCCAUCGAAGCAAAUCGAAUGUGACUAUGAACCGUGACAAAAAUAGGAGAACUUCGAAGAACAAAGCGAGAUUGAGCGCCAAGCUUCAGUCGGACACCAAGAUACCUAGUGAUGAAAGAUUAUCCAUAGAAACGAUGAGAAAUUGGGAUCUCGAGGAGAAGGCGAAGAUGUCAGAGGCAUCGCAAACAGCAGAAGCAAGAUCGGCGGUGGUGAUGGAAUAUUCAACUGUGCAAAAAAUUGUCCAAAUUUUGGACAACGAGGAAGACAUUUUGGCCACCAAGAUGGCCAUGAAAGAGCUCAAUUCUAAACCGGUUAUUGAAGAAAAGAAACCGACAGUAGAGAUAUUAAAUGAGCCACAGUUUGAAUUAGUUCAAGCUUUACCCGAGUUCGAGACAAUGCCUGAAGAACAUACAUAUAUCAAUUAAAUUUUGAGAAAU
Messenger RNA from Apis mellifera (honey bee), 1255 nucleotides. RefSeq lists its product as uncharacterized. Lineage: Eukaryota; Metazoa; Arthropoda; Insecta; Hymenoptera; Apidae. The coding region runs from base 719 to 1243 and encodes 174 amino acids. The transcript has 2 exons. The record is from RefSeq and is a predicted model, not a curated record.